ACGGAGAGACCGGGGGAGGAGGCCCAAAUUUCCAAUCCAACACUGAGAUGCGAGUGAAAUGGCAACGAGCUCCACCGCCACCAUCAUCGCCGCCUCCUCCUCCCCGCAGCCGCAGCCUCUCUUCCUCCUCCUCCGGCUAAGGAGCAGGGCCAGACCCGGGGCUCGCCUGAGAGCUGCCGCUGCCCGCUGCUCCUCCUACAACGGUUGGGCCGACCUCGCCGCCGAGCCCGACCUCCCCUUCCCCCUCCAGCCAUCUCAUGCCCUGCUCCCGCUCCUUCUCCUCCCCAUCGCUGCCCUCUCCCUCCCCCGCCUCCCUCCCCUCCCCCUCCUCGCCGCCGCCUUCUCCGCCGGAUUCGCCACCAGGCACCUCGCCCCCUCUCCCUCUCCCACCCACUCCCGUCGCCUCGCUGCCCUCCUCGCCGAUCUUGACGCCCAGCUCCGCGCCCUCAGCUCCUCCUCCUCCUCCACCGCCGACCCGAGUCUUCUCCUCGACGUCGCCAAUCAACUCCGCGAUGCCGCCCGCCUAGCUGCCCAAGGCACCAUGCUCGGGGAUGCGGUCAAGGAGGCCGCCGGUUAUUUUGCUGCCUUCAGCUCGCCACGGAAGAAGCCCAAGACUGCUGCGGCGGCGGCGCUCAGCCUGGAAACGCCUAGUCCUCAGGACGACGGCAACGGUGGUCUAUUGGCUUCAGCAACAAAUGCUACCACGAAACGCACUCAAGGCAAGCCACUGGACUCACCUAGUGCUAGUGGUGGGACUAGGACUGGGCUGGGUGACAUGCUUCCAUUCGACAUGGAUAUCCAUCCAUUGGAUGAUGCAGGGUUCAGUGCUCACAGUAAGCAAGAUGAUGAUGCUGAUGAUGGAGUGGAGCGAUUAGUGUCCAAGCACAGGUAUGGGCGUCACACCGAUUCUUUUCAACAAGGCAGACUUGCCACUGAGUCCAUGGAGUCGCCUUUGCUAGAGAGGACGCUCGAAAUUCGGGACAGAUCCUACAAGUUGAAGAUUGAGAGCUGCCGCGGUAACAAGAGUCAAUCAAAUGAAGCACAACAGAGGCCGUCUCAUCACACUACUACUUCUGAUAAUAUAGAUGAUGAAAGUAAUGCCGUGGAUUCAGAUGGCGACGAGUUCAGCCACAAUGUCAUUGAGGCAGCAGAGAUUUUGAGGAAGGCGAGGGAAUGCAUGAUGGCCAGAGAUGAUGAAGAGACUGCAGAUGCGCUGCUGUACAAAUCAGCCAGGCUUCUUUCCACAGCUGUUGCUUUGAGGCCAUCAAGUUUAGUAGCGGUGGGUCAGCUAGGGAACACCUACCUACUCCAUGGAGAGCUCAAGCUCAAGGUUAGUCGCGAGCUGAGAACACUCUUGGCCAAUACCGGUGCUCUUCUAAAUGGAAGAGACCGCGUCUCACGGUCCAGGAAGCUGGACAGAAGAAUCUUAAGCAGAGAAAACAUUUCGUCUGCCUUAGUUGAUGUUUGUGAAGAGUGUGAAAGCCUUCUUGUUGAGGCUGGGAGAAGCUAUCGGAUGGCCCUAUCGAUUGAUUCUGGUGACGUCAAGGCACUGUACAAUUGGGGACUAGCACUUAUCUUUCGUGCCCAGCUACUUGCUGAUAUCGGACCGGAAGCAGCAAUUGAUGCUGACCGAGUUUAUUUGGCUGCAAUCGAUAAAUUUGAUGCGAUGUUGUCCAAAAGCAACACAUAUGCUCCGGAAGCUCUCUACAGAUGGGGCAUUGCACUGCAGCAGCGAUCCUAUCUCCGUUCUGGAAACAACAAGGAGAAGAUGAGGCUCCUGGAGCAGGCAAAGAGUAUGUUUGAAGACGUUCUGUAUGUAGAAGCAGAUAACAAGACGGUAAGAGAAGCGCUAUCGUCAUGCAUAGCAGAGCUCAACUACCAUGGGCGAUGGUUAUAACCAAAUUUGGUUGCGGGAAAUGCUUCUUGUGUGGAGUUUGAUGAUCCCUAUUUUGUUGUCAAUUGUCGUUGUACGCCUUCUUUCGUUUCCUACGUGCAAUUGGUAUUCUGCCUUACCGAGUUACCGGUAAGUUGUGAAUCUAGGAUACUACUGUAUUUGAGUAUCAAAUAAAACAAUAAAUAAAUAAAAGCGAUUGUGUGAA
Molecule: messenger RNA, 2099 nt
Organism: Oryza sativa Japonica Group (Japanese rice)
Lineage: Eukaryota; Viridiplantae; Streptophyta; Magnoliopsida; Poales; Poaceae
Molecular function (GO): protein binding
Source: RefSeq, a predicted model, not a curated record